AUAUGAAUAAGAAGAAAAUAAUUUCAUUCGAAUGUAUAAGAUCAAUUUUUUAACUGUGCAAUUAAGAUCGGUAUCAGUUUAAUUCGUAUAGUUCUAUACGAUAAAAUAGGGAACGUGUCAGAGACGCUUGGACGCCAUGAUGGACGGCAUAUGCGAUACUGCUGACAUUUUAAAUAAUGUUCCUCCUAAAAAGACAAUUCACACUGACAAUGUAGAUCUUUCUGAUAAGUCAUUACAGGUGGAUAUUUCAGAUGCCCUUAGUGAAAAGGAUAAAGUAAAAUUCACUGUACAUACAACAACUACAUUACCAGAAUUUCAAAAGCCAGAUAACUUAGUUGUAAGGCAACAUGAAGAAUUUGUAUGGUUACAUGACCGAUUCGAGGAGAAUGAAGAAUAUGCUGGUUAUAUUAUUCCUCCUUGUCCACCACGACCAGAUUUUGAUGCAUCUCGUGAAAAGUUACAAAAACUUGGGGAGGGUGAGGGUAACAUGACACGUGAGGAAUUUAAUAAAAUGAAACAAGAAUUGGAGGCUGAAUACUUGGCAACGUUUAAAAAAACUGUUGCUAUGCAUGAAAUGUUUUUGACUAGAUUAGCACAUCAUCCAGUUUUUCGCAAUGAUCAUAAUUUAAGAGUGUUUUUGGAAUAUGAUCAAGAUCUUUGUGUGAGAGGGAAAAAUAAAAUGGAAAUGUUUGGUGGUUUAGUAAAAUCAUUUUCCACUACUACAGAUGAAUACUACUUGUCUGCAACAGUAAAAGAUGUAAACGAUUUCUUUGAUCAAGAAAUGUCGUUUUUACAAACCUAUCAUCAUAAUUUAAAAGAAGCAACAGCUCGUGCAGAUCGGCAAACUGCCAAACAUAAAGAUGUAGCAGAUUCAUAUAUUAAAAUUUCUACAAAUCUUUUGCAAUUAGCUACAACUGAUAAUGGUAAAUUGGAAAGAUUUUUAACAAAAAUAGCAGAGAUGUUUGAGAAAUUAAGGAAAGUAGAGGGGCGGGUAGCAUCUGAUGAAGAUUUAAAAUUGUCAGACACUCUACGUUACUACAUGAGGGAUACAGCUGCAGCAAAACGGCUUUUGUUUAGAAGAUUGAAAGCUUUACAUGCGUAUGAAUCUGCAAACCGUGCUCUAGAGAAAGCUCGUGCCAAAAACAAAGAUGUUCAUGCUGCAGUGGAGGUUGCUGAGGCAGAACAAGCUCAAACAGAAGCCUGUGAAAAAUUUGAGCAAAUGUCAGAAAAGGGAAAGGAAGAAUUAGUGGAUUUCAAAACGAGGAGGGUAACUGCUUUUAGAAAGAAUCUUAUUGAAUUAACUGAACUUGAAAUAAAACAUGCAAAAGCACACGCGGAAUUGCUCAAAAAAUGUUUAACUGUUUUACGAGAAGAGUGAUCCAAUUUUAUAAUUCUCAUUGCGAAGAUUACUGCGUAAUCUAUACGAAGAUAAUCUAUUUAAAAUUAUAGCAAUGUAAUGGUAUUGUAAAAUAUAUAUUUUUUGUUAUCUAGAUUUAUAUUAUCUAAAAAAAAGAAUCGUAUUAUUAAUUACAAAAGAGCUCCAUAUGACAUUAAUUUGUAUUGUGUGUUGUUUAAUAUUUCUAAAUUAUAAAAAAUUAUGUAUACGUUAUAAUCGUCACUUAAAAAGCAAUUAUUUUUUUCUUAUAUCGUUUUUCUCAGUUUCAUACAGAAUAAUGUAAUCAAGAUAUUGGUUCUUGUCAAGUUCUUUUACAGAUUUAUAUUGAUCUAAUAUAAGCUAUAAGAUUUCUUUUCAUUCUAUAUAGUAGUGUAUUUUAAUGGAACAGGAAGUAAGUAAGUGAUGAUAAGGAAAUAAGAGAUUCGUGAUAUGAAAAUAAGAUAACUUAGCACUACGUGUGUAUUUAAAACAAAAUACUUGCAAGAAAUUGAACAUUUUAUAAAACUCAUAAAAUAUAUUUAAUAUAAAACAAAUAUUAAACAAAUACUGGAAUAUGUAUAUACAAAAUGUUGAAAAACUAAAUACUGUAGAAAACGCUAUAAUGCAACUUAUUGCAAUUAUAUUGAUGUUAUAUAUAUUUUGGUUUUAUUAUUAAUUACUAAGAAUAUUAAUUAAGAUAUACAAAUACUAAAAAAAUCAUGUUUUUAUUUAAAGAAUCUUUUAUUUCCAAAAUUUAUUACAUUUGAUGAUACCUCCUGUAUACAACGAUUCUAUGUAUGCAAGCAUGUGCAUAUAAUUAACAACUCGUUUGAAAAGAAAUUCGGAACUUAAAAAAAAGUAGCGAUUUAUUUAAAUGCUAUAAAGUGAAAUUUCUAGCAGUAAUACAAAUGUUAUUUUAAGUGAUCUUAUUUUCCAAUAUUUUUUAAGUUAAUCAAAAGAUGAAUAUAAAUUAGCAUAUGUAGUGAAUAUUUAAGAUUUUUAUAUGUAGAUUAACAUGUUGCAUACUGUUAAAUCCAUUUACAAUAUUUUGUUUAUUCAAUAAAAUUACAUAAAUAUAAUCAUGAGUAAUGGGAUAAGAGUAAAGGGACCUUAAAAUUAGAUAAUUAUAUGUGAUCUGAUUUUGCGUUUAAUAAUAGAAUUAUCGAAGUUUGCCAAAGAUAAAAAUUGAAAGAAAAUAAAAAUAUUUAAAAAAACUAAAGCAAAUAUGUAGGCAAUGAUUUAUGUUUUUAUUGAUUUGAAAUAUUUUCGUUGCUCUUAUACACGAUUGUAAACAUUUACUGAGAGAAUCAUUAAAUGGAAUUUAUUACUUAA
Messenger RNA from Bombus pyrosoma, 2707 nucleotides. It is a transcript of the gene Snx6, whose product is annotated as sorting nexin-6. Gene Ontology annotation, biological process: phagosome-lysosome fusion involved in apoptotic cell clearance. NCBI's taxonomy places the organism in Eukaryota, Metazoa, Arthropoda, Insecta, Hymenoptera, Apidae. The transcript is spliced from 11 exons. Bases 137 to 1378 code for a protein of 413 amino acids. The record is from RefSeq and is a predicted model, not a curated record. Gene Ontology annotation, molecular function: phosphatidylinositol binding.